UUUUGAGGUUAGUUUGUACGUCAGUGGAAAUGACCCAGCAUAUUACUAUUUGAAGCAAGUUAAAUUGUGGCGCAGCUUUUAAUAAAAAAUAAGAAACAACUGAGAGAAAAAGUGUGCAGAAUGAGUCAAAUAAAAGCUGAAGCUCCAAAAGUGGACCCCAAGAAAGAAACUGAAGAUGACAAAAGUGAAUUGUCUGAAGAAGAUAAGCAACUUCAAGAUGAGCUCAAUCUGUGUGUUGAAAGAUUACAAGAAAAUGAUGAGAGCUUAUAUUUAGCGGCUUUAUAUGCUCUGGCCAGUCGAAUCAAAGCUUCAACCACUUCAAUGACUUCAGUACCCAAACCAUUGAAGUUUAUGAGGCCACAUUAUGAUACAAUGAAGCAAAUAUAUGAAAAAAUUAAAGAUGAAAAGGUAAAAAGGGUCUGUGCUGAUAUUGUGUCAGUAUUAACAAUGACAUUGGGGGAAGGACGUGAAUGCCUGAAAUACAGACUACUUUCAGAUCUAGAUAAAAUUGGAGAAUGGGGACAUGAAUAUGUCAGACAUUUAUCUGGUGAAAUUGCUGGUGAAUGGGCUGAAAAAGAUGUUGAUGACAAGGAAGUUGAAGAUAAGUUGAUCCAGUUAGCUAAACAAAUUGUACCUUACAACAUGAGUCACAAUGCAGAAGCAGAAGCCUGUGACCUACUGAUGGAGAUAGAAAGACUAGAUUUACUGGAAGAAAAUAUUGAUGAAAGUAUUUAUCCAAGAGUGUGUCUCUACUUGACCAGCUGUGUCCCUUAUGUAGCUGAUCCUGAAAAUACCACUCUGUUACAAACUGCCUUGAUGUUGUUCAGGAAAUACAAUCAGUAUCCCCAAGCUUUACGUUUAGCAAUGCAACUUAAUGACCACAGUCUUAUUGAAGAAAUAUUCGUAUCAUGUAAUGACACGACUGUUCAAAAGCAAUUAGCCUUUAUGCUUGGAAGGCAGCAAAUCUUUGUUGAAAUUCGCGAGAGCACAAAUGAAUAUGAGGAUCUAGUGGAAAUUAUGGCUAAUUGUCAUUUAAACAAUCACUUUCUCAAUUUAGCACGAGAGUUAGACAUAAUGGAACCAAAAACUCCCGAAGAUGUGUACAAAUCCCACUUGGAAAAUACACGGCCUCAAUUUGGAGGUAGUCAAGUGGAUUCAGCCAGGCAAAAUCUGGCGGCCAGUUUCGUCAAUGGUUUUGUUAAUGCUGCUUUUGGACAAGACAAGCUUCUAAUGGAAGACGGCAAUAAAUGGCUUUACAAAAAUAAAGAACACGGAAUGCUGAGUGCGACAGCAUCUUUGGGGCUAGUACUACUUUGGGAUGUUGAUGGGGGUUUGACCCCUAUUGAUAAAUAUUUAUAUUCAUCAGAAGACCAUAUUAAAUCGGGGGCUUUAUUAGCCUGCGGAAUUGUCAAUUGCGGGGUCAGAAACGAAUGCGACCCCGCAUUGGCACUCCUCAGCGAUUAUGUACUCCAUAACACGAACAUUAUGAGAAUCGGAGCAAUUGUCGGGUUAGGUCUGGCUUACGUGGGAUCAAAUCGUGAAGCUGUCUUAAGCUUGCUCUUCCCCGUAUUUUCCGAUCCAAAAUCUAACAUGGAGGUUAUAGGAAUGGCAGCCUUAGCGUGCGGUAUGAUUGCUGUUGGUUCCGGAAAUGUGCAAGUCACGACAACGAUCAUGCAAACAUUGAUGGAAAAGUCAGAAACGGAAUUGAAAGACACUCACGCACGAUUUUUGCCUCUCGGCCUUGGUUUAUGUCACUUGGGUAAACAGGAAAAAAUCGACACCAUCAUUGCAGCGUUGGAAGUAAUACCGGAACCGUUUAGAUCAAUGGCAACCACCAUGGUCGACAUAUGCGCUUACGCGGGAACAGGGAAUGUGCUCAAAGUUCAACAUUUGCUUCACAUUUGUUCAGAACACUACGAGGGAUCUGACGCUUCCGACAAAGACAAAAAAGACAAAGAGAAAAAGGAUAAAUCGGAUGAGAAGGAGAAAGAUCUAUCCGCGAGGCAAGCGAUUGCGGUUAUAGGAAUCGCCCUUAUCAGUAUGGGAGAAGAUAUUGGAAGCGAAAUGGCGUUCCGUACCUUUGGACACUUGCUACGCUAUUGCGAACCAGUCAUAAGGCGGGCGGUGCCUUUAGCAUUGGGUUUGAUAUCGGUUUCGAAUCCGAAAUUGAGUAUAUUGGAUACACUUAGCAAGUUUUCGCACGAUAGCGAUGCCGAAGUAGCCCAUAACGCUAUAUUUGCCAUGGGCUUGGUAGGUGCUGGCACCAACAAUGCCAGGUUGGCGGCCAUGCUAAGGCAGCUAGCCCAGUAUCACGCCAAGGAUCCAAAUAAUUUGUUUAUGGUUAGGAUUGCUCAAGGUUUAACUCAUUUAGGAAAGGGUACCUUAACUCUUAGCCCUUACCACAGCGACCGGCAGCUUAUGAGUCCCGUAGCUGUAGCCGGGUUAUUAGGUACCCUUGUGGGGUUCCUCGACGUUAAAAAUAUAAUUUUGGCUAAAUCUCAUUACCUGCUAUACACGCUGGCAGCCGCGAUGCAACCGAGGAUGUUGGUUACGUUCGACGAGCACUUGGAUCCGCUACCGGUUCCGGUUAGAGUUGGUUUGGCUGUCGAUGUAGUUGGCCAGGCCGGAAAACCGAAAACCAUAACCGGAUUCCAAACUCACACAACCCCUGUUCUGCUCGCUCACGGCGAAAGGGCUGAAUUGGCCACGGAAGAAUACAUUUCUUUGACUCCGAUUAUGGAGGGAUUUGUAAUAUUAAGAAAAAAUCCAGACUUCAGUCCCUAGGUGUUACUUUAUUUACUUUAAUUAUAUAUAUUUUGAAUAUACCUAAAUACUAAAACCUUUUUUUCUAAAAAUUUUUCAAUUUGUGUCAAUAAUUUUUGUGUAAACAAAAUAAAUGUGGUAACGACCCUAACGUUAUUUUCAUUAAAAAA
Cylas formicarius (sweet potato weevil) is the source of this 2933-nucleotide messenger RNA. RefSeq names its product 26S proteasome non-ATPase regulatory subunit 2 (gene Rpn1). Gene Ontology annotation, cellular component: nucleus; proteasome storage granule; proteasome complex. The coding region runs from base 121 to 2784 and encodes 887 amino acids. Gene Ontology annotation, biological process: proteasome-mediated ubiquitin-dependent protein catabolic process; regulation of protein catabolic process. The record is from RefSeq and is a predicted model, not a curated record. NCBI's taxonomy places the organism in Eukaryota, Metazoa, Arthropoda, Insecta, Coleoptera, Brentidae. The transcript has 10 exons. Gene Ontology annotation, molecular function: enzyme regulator activity.